Didymodactylos carnosus is the source of this 660-nucleotide messenger RNA. Lineage: Eukaryota; Metazoa; Rotifera; Eurotatoria; Philodinida; Philodinidae. The record is from the annotation of a GenBank genome assembly.
AUGAAACAACCAAAAGUCAUCUUUUAUCCUACUGUUGAAAUUCAAUUUAUCCUCUAUUUAUCAUCUCUGGGUUUUCUAUUUAUACUUGUUUAUAUUAGCGUGAUUUGUUUCUAUGAAUUGUAUAAAUCACAUCGGCCAAUUAAAGUACAGGAAAUUGAUUUGAGACAAUCAAGUGAUCAAUCAAAACGAAUUAUUACCGUGAAAAGUAUUUUACCAAAUUUAAAUGAUUUUUCUAAAGAAUCCAUGGCGUCAAUAACAACAACACAAGAAAUGAUUGAAUUAGAACAACAAUAUAUGAAAAUUAUUAGUGAACGUUGUGAUCAACAAAUUGCACGACGAAUAUUCUAUGGUCUAGAAGAGCCAACAAUGGCCUUACAUUAUUUAGAUAAUGAUCGAGAAUUUAAUGAACAAAUUGAUAUUUAUAUUAUGAAUAUGAAAGCAAAAACUAAACAAAAAGAAUAUAUUCAACGUAGUCUCGUUACAAAUCAAGAAUCAUAUAUGAAUAUAAUAACAAAUAAACAAAAACAAAAUCGUUUACUUUUAUCGACUUCAUCUUUAACUACAUUAUCAGAUAUACACCAACAAUAUGAGAGCAAUGAUAUGCAUAUACCAAAUAUGAAUUUUCCAAUUAAACAUAGAAAUUCUGAUAUUAAUAAUUAA